Megalobrama amblycephala (Wuchang bream) is the source of this 2584-nucleotide messenger RNA. RefSeq names its product POU domain, class 5, transcription factor 3 (gene pou5f3). Gene Ontology annotation, molecular function: RNA polymerase II cis-regulatory region sequence-specific DNA binding; DNA-binding transcription factor activity, RNA polymerase II-specific. The coding region runs from base 369 to 1787 and encodes 472 amino acids. NCBI's taxonomy places the organism in Eukaryota, Metazoa, Chordata, Actinopteri, Cypriniformes, Xenocyprididae. The record is from RefSeq and is a predicted model, not a curated record. The transcript has 5 exons. Gene Ontology annotation, biological process: regulation of transcription by RNA polymerase II.
AUUCACAAAGUCAGCUGUGGCUUAUUGUCUCAAGUGACCAAUAGGAGAGGAGAUGGUUAAGACCCCAGCCUCCAACUCCGAUUGAUUAGGAAAACCUGUGUGGGACAAGAUCAGAGUUGAGAUUGGGAAGUGUUGGGGAGUUUCUAGCUCAUUCUAAAAGCCUAAUUGAUGGAACUCACACAAGAACUGCACACAUUUCAGCACAGGCUGAUGUUGGGACGCACAAUCUGAAGCUUAGAGAUCUACUUUGGUUUGCUCAUUUUUACAAGAACAUCCUGGCAUGGAGCUACUGGUCGCCGGUUAUUGAUUACCAAACCAGCAGUCUCAACGCUUUCUUGUUUGAACUCUAAAGAACUUUUUGUGGGAAGAUGACGGAGAGACCGCAGAGCCCGACUGGAGCAGACUGCAGGCCCUACGAGGUCAACAGGGCCAUGUAUCCUCAAGCCCCGGGCCUGGAUGGACUUGGCGGCGCGUCCUUGCAGUUCGCGCACGGCAUGCUUCAGGAUCCAAGCCUGCUUUUUAACAAAGCCCAUUUCAACGGAAUCAGCCCAGCGACACACCAAACCUUCUUCCCAUUUUCUGGCGAUUUUAAAACGAACGAUUUGCAAGGUAGUGAUUUUGCGCAACCCAAACACUGGUACCCGUUUGCUGCCCCCGAGUUCACCGGGCAGGUGGCGGGGGCGACGGCAGCAACUCAACCAGCCAACAUCAGCCCACCUAUCGCUGAAACCAGGGAACAAAUCAAGAUGCCAUCUGAGGUAAAAACAGAGAAAGAUGUUGAUGAAUACGGCAACGAUGAAAACAAGCCGUCAUCACAAUACCAUAUCACUCCCGGGACAUCAUCCGUGCCCACCGGGGUGAAUUAUUACACACCCUGGAACCCUUCGUUUUGGCCUGGACUGUCUCACAUCACGGCCUCCGCUAAUAUUUCUCAAGCUCCCCCGACUCCCUCUGCAUCAUCCCCCUCUCUGUCUCCAUCUCCACCCGGAAAUGGGUUCGGAAGCCCGGGAUUUUUCAACGGAGGCUCCGCGCCAAACAACCUCUCGGGUCAGGCGCAAAGCGCAGCCAGGAGCAGCGGGUCCUCAAGUGGAGGCUGCAGUGAUUCUGAGGAGGAGGAGAAUCUGACCACAGAAGACUUGGAGCAGUUUGCUAAAGAGCUCAAACACAAGCGCAUCACUCUGGGCUUCACGCAGGCAGACGUGGGACUCGCGCUCGGAAACUUGUAUGGCAAAAUGUUCAGUCAGACGACUAUCUGCCGCUUUGAGGCUCUCCAACUUAGUUUCAAAAACAUGUGUAAACUGAAGCCGCUGCUGCAGAGGUGGUUGAAUGAGGCCGAGAAUUCCGAAAACCCUCAGGAUAUGUACAAAAUUGAACGGGUGUUUGUUGACACAAGAAAAAGAAAGCGAAGGACCAGUUUGGAAGGUACUGUCCGUUCUGCUCUGGAGUCGUACUUUGUGAAGUGCCCCAAACCCAACACUCUCGAGAUCACACACAUAUCUGACGACCUAGGCCUGGAGAGAGAUGUAGUACGUGUGUGGUUCUGCAACCGUAGACAAAAGGGAAAGCGUCUAGCAUUGCCCUUUGAUGACGAAUGUGCCGAAGUACAGUAUUAUGAGCAGAGUCCACCACCUCUGCCCCACAUGGGUGGCACAGCCCACCCAGGGCAAGGCUAUCCUGGACCAGGCCAUCCCGGAGGAGCCCCUGCCCUAUACAUGCCAUCCCUCCACCGACCGGAUGUCUUUAAAAACACCCUACAUCCUGGACUGGUGGGUCACCUCACCAGCUAACCGGCUACAGAUGCCUGCUAAAAGUUUAUAUAAAUGCUCCAAGCCAAGCUAUGGAUCAAAUCAGUCAUACGAUUUAUUUUAUGCAAACAAUGCAUCUGUUUAUUUGGUUCUUUCCAUAAAUUCUGUACAUGGACACUCUAAUUGUAUAGUGUCUGGUUUAGACUUGACCAUGCACACUUGCAGCCUGAUGGAUCUUUGUAUAAUCGGUGCUUUGUUGAAUGCGUUUGCACAUGGAGUCAUAGGUUCAGAUGAUUUUUAUAGUUGUUUUUAUGACUUUUUGCUCAUGUAUCAAUUUUUAUGUACUUACGUUUGUCUUUUAUUCAAUAGUUGGUGAUUUCUAAAGUAUAUUUCCAUACGUCUCCAUACUUUGUAGUUUUUCUCAUCACCUUUCUAUGUGAACGGGCAGCAAAUUCAUGACCUCAUGAGCUUGUAUUUUGACUAAUUGCUUUACUUUUUAAAGAGAUGGAUUUUUAUUAGAAUUUGGAGGAGACCUUUUUCAGAUGGUCCACAAAGAACAUUAGUCACUGUUCUUUUGCUCUAAAUAUUUGCACUCUCCCAUCUCCAGUUGAAAAUAAUUGUGUAGUAUCUCUUUAUCAGGGUGACUAUAAAUGAAAUUUGCUGCCAGUUUGAAAGCCUCGGUGUGGAGGUCAUGUGCCUUAUCUUUUGGUGUUUGUAUCAUGCAUGCUCAUCCCGGUGCAAUGUAAAUGAAAGCCAUAUCUGAUAAUUUAUUGAAACUCUGCUCUUCAGUCAACACAAUAUCUUCUGGGUAGCAAUUAAACCAUUUCCAUUAACAUUCA